Messenger RNA from Opisthorchis viverrini, 1252 nucleotides. RefSeq lists its product as hypothetical. Gene Ontology annotation, molecular function: zinc ion binding; nucleic acid binding. The coding region runs from base 1 to 828 and encodes 275 amino acids. The record is from RefSeq and is a predicted model, not a curated record. Gene Ontology annotation, cellular component: nucleus; spliceosomal complex. Gene Ontology annotation, biological process: nuclear DNA replication; mitotic DNA damage checkpoint signaling; mitotic DNA replication checkpoint signaling. The transcript has 7 exons. NCBI's taxonomy places the organism in Eukaryota, Metazoa, Platyhelminthes, Trematoda, Opisthorchiida, Opisthorchiidae.
AUGAAGGCCUCGGAAUUCAUUCCAAAAUCCGAUGUUAGACAGCUGAUCAAAGUGACAAAAUCACAAAUUAAGAAAAUCGACCACCCUCAUGCCCGUUAUAACCAGUUGGGUAGAAUCUCUUGUGUUGUAUGUGGUGUGCAGAUCAAAUCAGAACUUGCUUGGAAUGCCCACGUGAUGAGCAAGUCCCAUAAACAGAAUGAAACCCGCGUGCCGCCGGCACCCUUAAAACGUACAAUCCCACCGUCAUCGGCAUCUUGCUCGACUCUGGAGCUCAAGGUACCACGGACCACAGAUACGAUGGCUUCAAACCCGGUUGAGGGUUCAAGUCAACCAGUCGAAAACGCCAAUCCACCGGCCAUCAAAAAUUCCAUUCAGGUGGUAGUCACUGGUGAGAAGAAUCCUGCAGAGAAAACUCGCGAUUCUGUCUCAAGCUCCAAGCUUCCCGAAGGGUUCUUUGACGACAAAUACAAGGAUGCAAAGAUGAGAAAUGUUCCUUUCAAGGAUAAGCUGACGGAGGAAGUCGAGCUAUUCCAGAAGGAAAUGGUUUCUCUAGAGAAGCAAUCUGAGAGAAUCAUCGAAAAGGAAAUGAAGGAAAUGGUAUCUGGUCGCGAAUUGGAUGAAAUCGAUACUCAGCUUGAAAAGUGGGAACGAAUACAACAGUUGCAGCUGGAAAUCGAAGCUCUGGAGUCGAAACGCAAAGAUCAAACUGUUCAAAGUCAGCAAGCGCCCUCACCCUCGCGGUUAAAAAAAGAACCCACUACCUCAUCAGAAUCGGAGGAGAGUGAAGCAGAAGAAUUGUAUGAUUUUCGAGUAAAAAACACUGUGUGAAAAAUAUGUAAACUGUGUGUACAGUUUCUUCUUUUCUGUGGUUGUCUUUUCGUUCUGAGACGGGAUCUAUGGUUACAGAUGCUAUUUACAGAUGUUUGUUUGGCACAUUUUAUGGUGAAGGGAGAUGUUGGCACUCUAUGACUAACAGAUGACCAAGCGAACUCAGAUCGCCACUCCCUACCGCGCACGAUCAUCCAUGUUAUCUGUAAAACUGUAUAGUCUUCGGCACCCUGCACGUCCUGUCUGUAGGCGAAAUUCAAUCUCUCUAGUCCGACUGGUUGUUGACAUUGUUUCAAAAAGCUUGAUAAACCGACCACCGUCCUUGGAGAAACUUUGCAUCAGGUCGGGAUAACGAGUCCGCCAUUCAGGGAGUUCGUGUGGAAUGACCAACGUUCCAGACUGCGGGGGUGGAGGAACGAAGGAA